CCAGCAACGCUUCAAGGAGGCGUGAGAAUAACUGGUGGUGGUGUUGGUGGAAGGGCGUCGCAGGGGGGGGGGGGGGGGGGGGGGGGUGGGGUGGAGGGGGAGAUGAGGUCAGCCAUGUGUGCUUCCAGAUCGCGAUAUGGUGCCACAGUGCCAGCAAGCGUUGCUUACAGCUGUCCCCAAUUUCACCCCCGCUGUCCCUUUCCCCUUUCCCUCAUUUUCUCUUUAUUUCUCCUCAAUCCAUCAUUAUAAAAGAUAAAUAAUUAAAUUAUUAUCUACUCUGGUUCUACAUACUGCGCCUUUCCCCCUUUCCUUUCGUUGAAGUCCAUUUUUUCUCUAAUAAAGUCUCUUUUAGCUUACUAUUACUUUUUUCCGUGGAUUCCGUCACAAAAAUAAUACCUAUAAAAAUAAUAAUAAUAAUUCAGACCAUUUUAGGCACAGAGUAGAGUAGAGAGCGGUGUUUGUCUCGUGAUCUAGCACUGUCUGCGUCAAAUUCUAGGCUGCUUAUCAUUUUUACAAAUCCACUGAACCUCCAAUCAUUCACAUUCCUAGAUCCAUUUAAAUACCCAAGUAGAGAUGCUGUUGGGCUCUUUUCUUUCGCCUUUGGUGUUUACCUGCUGAAUUCUGCAGCCGAAUGUCCAGUGGUGUUUGUAUUGAGGAUUAUGCAUGUGGGUUGGGUGCCAUUUUGAAGUUGGAAGAUGGGGUUCUUGGUGUUGACGCGGACAGAGCUUCCACUUUGAUACUAAGGGUUCUUUAGUUGUUGAAGAUUGGAUAUUUUAAAUCAAUGAGGAAAGACUGUUGACUACAAUGGAUCCUCAGGCUUUUAUCAGAUUGUCGAUAGGUUCACUGGGGCUGAGAAUUCCUGGAGCAGCAUUGAAUGCUGCUAAAUCAGGAAUUUCUGCAUUCCCUACAUUUUUAUGUGAGAUCCGUCUACGGGGUUUUCCUGUGCAGACAACAUCAGUUCCGUUACUAUCUUCUCCUGAAGCGCUGCCAGAUUCCCAAAACAUUGCCUCGAGCUUUUAUCUCGAAGAAUCAGAUCUGAAAGCAUUGCUGGCACCUGGAUGUUUCUAUGCUUCUCAUGCAUGUCUGGAGAUUUCUGUUUUCACAGGGAGGAAAGGGUCUCAUUGUGGUGUCGGCAUCAAAAGACAGCAGAUAGGGAUAUUUAAGUUAGAGGUAGGUCCUGAAUGGGGUGAAGGAAAGCCAAUUAUCCUUUUUAAUGGGUGGAUAGGCAUUGGAAAGAACAGGCAGGACAGCGGAAAGCCAGGAGCAGAGCUUCAUUUGAGAGUAAAACUUGAUCCUGACCCAAGAUAUAUUUUCCAGUUUGAAGAUGUCACCACACUCAGUCCUCAAAUAGUUCAACUUCAAGGCACCAUUAAGCAGCCGAUUUUCAGUUGCAAGUUUAGUCGGGACAGGGUUUCCCAGGUGGACCCACUGAGCACAUAUUGGUCAACUUCUACAGAUAGUUCUGACCAAGAGACAGAGAGAAGAGAGAGGAAAGGAUGGAAGGUGAAGAUACAUGACCUCUCCGGCUCAGCUGUUGCAGCAGCCUUCAUAACGACCCCAUUUGUGGCAUCAACAGGUUGUGACUGGGUUGCCAGGUCCAACCCAGGAGCUUGGUUGAUUGUUCGUCCUGAUGCUUGCAGGCCUGAGAGUUGGCAGCCAUGGGGAAAGCUCGAGGCAUGGCGUGAGCGUGGUGGUAAAGACACUGUUUGCUGCCGCUUUAACCUUCUGUCUGAGGAACGGGAGGGAGGAGAGCUUCUCAUGUCCGAGAUAUUUAUUAAUGCGGAGAAGGGUGGGGAGUUUUUCAUAGACACUGAAAGACAAAUUCGAGCAGCAGCCACUCCUAUACCGAGCCCUCAAAGCAGUGGAGACUUCUCAGCAUUAAGCCCAGUUGGGGUGGGGUUUGUUAUGAGCUGUAGGGUGCAAGGGGAAGGGAAGAGCAGCAAGCCACUUGUGCAAUUGGCCAUGCGACAUGUAACUUGCGUGGAGGAUGCUGCAAUCUUCAUGGCACUUGCUGCAGCUGUUGAUCUCAGCAUUGAAGCAUGCAGGCCUUUCCAUAGAAAGUUCAGGAGAGGAACUCGCCAUUCAUUUUGAGAGCAAAAAUAGGUGAUUAUUUCCACUAACAGAGGAAUUGCUCGGUUUCAUUAUCUCUUCGUCUGAUAGUUGUUACAUUUGGCAUGUACAGGCCCUUGUUGACACAUAUCCUUCUCUUAAAUAUAUAAUCUCACUCUACCCACA
Messenger RNA from Malania oleifera, 2235 nucleotides. RefSeq lists its product as uncharacterized. The transcript is spliced from 3 exons. The record is from RefSeq and is a predicted model, not a curated record. NCBI's taxonomy places the organism in Eukaryota, Viridiplantae, Streptophyta, Magnoliopsida, Santalales, Ximeniaceae. The coding region runs from base 805 to 2091 and encodes 428 amino acids.